UUUCCCAUCUGGCAAGUUCACAUUCUGUAACGGUCAAUAAAUACACCAACAUUCACGUCCUAUGUCUUGUACAUUACCUCGUGUUCAAACCUUUACAAAGAAACAAAGUUUCUUAGGCUGACAAAAUGUUGACCUUUACUGCUCUUCUUAUUUGUCUUCCGGUCUUGACCUUGUGCCAAGGCCCUGACAUCGACAAAGUGGCCGGCGAAGUAUUUGCCAAAGCAGACUCCAACAGUGAUGGUAACGUGGUCAAAACAGAGAUGGAAAACUACUUCAUGAGUUUUGAUCGCAACAACGACAGUCGUAUCUCCAGACACGAGUACACUGAACGUAUCACAGAACAGUACGGCCAUGACCCUCAGCUGAACCACAUCCUUCACAACCUCUACGACCAGCUGGACAUCAACUCCGACAACCACGUGGACAAAGUGGACAUUGACGGUCUGUUUGCUGUGGCUGACACAGACAAGAAUAAUCAGGUGGCCAAGGCUGAGUUUACUACAUUUUUCUCAAAGGCUGUACAGGCUGCUACAGCUGGUUAGACUCGGACACGUGACCAUAACGUCGUCAAUGUAUAUCAUAUGAAAACCAUGUAUCCACCACAAAACCUUUUCGUAUAUUAAUAAAAUAAUGCAGUUGUAAAAAUA
This is a messenger RNA of Biomphalaria glabrata, 647 nucleotides long. RefSeq lists its product as uncharacterized. The record is from RefSeq and is a predicted model, not a curated record. Lineage: Eukaryota; Metazoa; Mollusca; Gastropoda; Planorbidae. Gene Ontology annotation, molecular function: calcium ion binding. Bases 126 to 542 code for a protein of 138 amino acids. The transcript has 4 exons.